AUGGACCCUACAUUGAUGCAACAAACCUACUUCCACGGCCUUCUGCCUCGCGAAGACCUACCGUCCAUGUUGCGCAAGCGUGGAGACUUUCUGAUUCGUCUGACAGAGCCAUCUAAAGGGCAGCCCAGAACCCACGUACUCUCACUCAAAGCACCCACGCCUACAGACAAGGACUCGGUCAGUUUCAUAGUUAAAUUAAUAGUUGUAGUAGAAAUAUAUUACUAUUUCAAGUUUUUGAUGAAGAUAUUUAUAAUUUAACCUUCCUUAUAGGUACGGCACUUUAUCAUAAAGUACGACAACGCAGGCUUCAUUAUCUACAAAAGACACUUCCCCACCAUUACAGAACUCGUCGAGUACCAUGUCAGACAAAGAGAACCAUUGAAUGUGGUGAGUCCAUUUGAUUAUAACAAAGCUUUGGUCUAGUUCUAUAUUGUUUUUAAUGUUUACUUUAACCAAACUUGUUCAGAAUCAGCCAGAAACUGCCAUUCUUAACCCGAUCCACAGACAAAGCUGGGAGCUUCUGCAUUCUGAAAUCUUCGUAGCGAAACAGAUAGGAGAAGGUGCAUUUGGUGCAGUUUGUCUUGGAAAGUGGACCUCGUUGGCUACGGGUAUUACAGUUGACUGUGCCAUCAAACAAGCAAAGCUAGAAGCAUUGGACAAGGAGCAGAUCAAAGAAGUGAUGCACGAAGCAAGAGUCAUGAGACCUCUAUUUCAUCCAAACGUGGUAUGUUUACAGUUUCAUCAAAAAUAAAUUAAAGUUUUCUGUUGUUUAGGCUUAAGACUCAACUUAAGACUCAAAUUAAGACUUAAGACUCAAAUCUCUGACCGAUUAUUGAUUUAUGAAAAAAAUUAACUUAUAAUCAACUUCCAGGUCAAGUUAUACGGUGUAGCCGCCAUGCAAGAGCCUCUGAUGAUCGUGAUGGAGUUUUGUAACCAAGGAGCCCUAAACAGUUACCUCGCCAAGACUGAACUGUCCAUCGAAAAGAGAACCGAGAUGUGCUUUGGAGCUGCCUGUGGCAUCAACUACUUACACGAAAGCGGCCUGCUUCAUCGUGACAUUGCGGCGAGGAACUGUCUGUACAGCGACAACCACGUCAAGAUCUCUGACUUUGGGCUGACUCGAGAAGGCCCAGUCUUUGACAUUGAUCCGUCGAAGCCGAUCCCAGUUAAAUGGAUAUCUCCAGAAGCCGUGGUUAAGCUGAAGUUCACGUACAAGACUGAUGUUUGGGCUUAUGGUCGGUUUUUUACAGAAGUUUCUAAAUUUACUCUUUGUUACUUAAACUUUUGUUCAAAGUUUCAUUAUAAACUUAAAUUAACAUUAUUUGUUACAGGAGUUAUGUGUUACGAGAUUUAUACUCGCGGAAGAGAUCCCUACAAUGAAUUGCCGGACGGUGAAGUCGUGAGACGUGUCCGAGAAGGCUACCGUCUUACGUUUCCAGAAGAAACUCCAAUGGAAAUGAAGGUAAAACAAAAUUAAUUAACCCAUUUGGCCGAGUUUUACACAAUAAUCAGUUUUUUUAGUAUUUGAUGGUAAACAAGGUAUUCGCGGAAGAAGCCAUACGACCAACGAUGGCAGAAGUUGUCUCUUACAUCAGUCGUGCUUAUGGUAUGUUGGCACCACCGGUUGCUUCGACUCCGAAGAAAGACAAGACCAAAGGAUUCUCGAUGUACAAGUUCCUGCCCGGCUCCAAAAGUCCCCACAAGAAGAAGCACUGA
Molecule: messenger RNA, 1716 nt
Organism: Bursaphelenchus okinawaensis
Lineage: Eukaryota; Metazoa; Nematoda; Chromadorea; Rhabditida; Aphelenchoididae
Source: the annotation of a GenBank genome assembly